Medicago truncatula (barrel medic) is the source of this 1472-nucleotide messenger RNA. RefSeq names its product probable sugar phosphate/phosphate translocator At3g11320. Bases 195 to 1127 code for a protein of 310 amino acids. The record is from RefSeq and is a predicted model, not a curated record. Lineage: Eukaryota; Viridiplantae; Streptophyta; Magnoliopsida; Fabales; Fabaceae. The transcript has 4 exons.
CUCACUCUGCAUCAUCCAUUGUCUUUCCCUCUCUUCCUCUCUCUUUCAACCCUUCUCCUUCUUCCCCUAAACCAAUACCCCUUUCCUCAAUCCACCUUUCAUUCCUCCCACAUUCUCAAAAUCUCUCUUUAUCCAUCAAAGUUACAAAAUUUUAACCAAAAAACCCAACAAAAAAAAUCAAUUAACUAGUUACAAUGCCACCAAUAUCUGGAAAACUAUUCACCGUUAGUUUGAUAAGUUUUUGGUAUGCAUCAAACAUUGGUGUAUUACUAUUAAACAAGUACCUUUUAAGCAACUAUGGUUUCAAGUACCCAAUAUUCUUAACACUAUGUCACAUGAUGGCAUGUUCAAUGUUAAGUUACAUUGCAAUAUCAUGGAUGAAGGUGGUGCCAUUGCAAACAGUGAGAUCAAGGGUACAAUUUGUGAAGAUAUCAUCACUUGGACUUAUAUUUUGUUUGUCUGUGGUUGGAGGGAAUAUUUCUCUAAGAUAUCUUCCUGUGUCUUUUAAUCAAGCUAUUGGUGCUACGACACCGUUUUUUACGGCGGUUUUUGCUUAUCUUAUGACCCUUAAGAGGGAGGGUUGGCUUACUUAUAUGGCUCUUGUACCUGUUGUUACUGGUGUUAUGAUUGCUAGUGGGGGAGAACCAAGUUUUCAUCUAUUUGGAUUUAUAAUGUGCAUCAGUGCUACAGCAGCCAGAGCACUCAAAACAGUACUUCAAGGAGUCUUACUAUCUUCUGAAGGAGAACAACUGAAUUCUAUGAACCUUCUUAUGUACAUGGCACCAGUGGCUGUUGCAUUCCUACUUCCUGCUUCAAUUAUAAUGGAGGAAGAUGUGCUUGGAAUUACCAUUCAACUUGCUAGAGAAGAUUCAACUAUUGUGUGGUUACUUAUUUUCAACUCCACACUAGCAUAUUUUGUCAACUUGACCAAUUUUUUAGUCACAAAGCACACUAGUGCUUUAACACUUCAAGUACUAGGAAAUGCAAAAGGAGCUGUGGCAGUUGUAAUCUCUAUUUUGAUAUUUAGAAAUCCGGUAUCAGUAACUGGAAUGUUAGGAUAUUCUCUUACAGUCAUUGGAGUUAUCCUAUAUGGUGAAGCCAAGAAGCGAAGUAAACGAGAUACAUGAUGUCAAUGUGGAUUCUAUCCACUUCUUAAACUGCUAAAGCAUCCCAGGGGGUGUUUCCCUCUCAACUCUUUUGCAGUUUGAUCUUUGAUAUGUUGAAAAUGUACAAAAACAAGUGACUGGUCUUACAUAGAGUUAUUUGCCUCAGCAAUCAUCCGGAGUACAGAUGAGUCAGCCUGAGCAAACGUUUCAGCUUAGAUUUAGAAUAGGUUAGGAUAUGCAACUGACUACCAAAAGAAUGUUUUUAUGUAACAUUUGUCUUUGUUCUUUUAACUCUUGUACAGGAUUGACCUGUAAAUGUAACAGAAGCAAGUUUUUAAAAACAUAAUUUCAGUUUUUUAUUUUUUA